AUGGUACCCGAUACACAAGAGGAGCGAGGCGAGCAGGCUCGUCUUUCCGCCUUCGUUGGCGCCAUUGCUAUUGGUGAUCUGGUCAAGAGCACGUUGGGUCCGAAAGGUCAGGACAAGAUUCUCCAGAGUGCUUCAACCGGCAGCAUCCUUGUGACCAACGACGGCGCAACAAUUCUUAAGAGCAUAGCUUUGGACAAUGCGGCAGCGAAGGUGCUUGUGAACAUCAGCAAAGUACAGGAUGACGAGGUUGGAGAUGGCACAACGAGUGUGGCCGUUCUAGCAGCAGAGCUAUUACGAGAAGCAGAAAAGCUCGUCGAUCAGAAAAUCCACCCACAAACGAUCAUCGAAGGCUACAGAAUAGCCAGCGCCGCGGCGUUGAAAGCUUUGGAGGAGAGUGCAACCGAUCACAGUGCCGACCCAGUGGCUUUCCGACAAGAUCUAAUCGCCAUCGCGAGAACGACGCUGAGCUCGAAAGUGCUCAGCCAGGACCGAGAGUACUUUGCAGAGCUUGCCGUCGAUGCAGUGCUCCGCAUGAAGGGAUCGACGGACCUGACACACAUUCAGAUCAUCAAGAAGGCUGGCGGCAAACUCUCCGACUCAUAUCUUGACUCAGGUUUCAUUCUUGACAAGAAAUUCGGAGUAAACCAGCCCCGAAGGAUCGAGAAUGCCAAAAUCCUCGUUGCAAACACUAGCAUGGAUACGGAUAAAGUCAAGAUCUUUGGCGCCCGAGUGAAGGUCGAAAGCACAGGCAAACUUGCGGAACUUGAGAAGGCCGAGCGGGAGAAGAUGAAGUCAAAGGUUGAGAAGAUCAAGGCCCAUGGCAUCAACUGCUUCGUGAACCGACAGUUGAUCUACAAUUGGCCUGAGCAGUUGUUUGCAGAUGCUGGCAUUGCAUCAAUCGAGCAUGCGGACUUCGACGGUGUCGAGCGUCUGGCUCUAGUCACUGGCGCAGAAAUCACAAGCACAUUCGACCACCCUGAACACGUCAAGCUUGGGCAUUGCGAUCUGAUCGAGGAAGUCAUCAUUGGCGAGGACUCUUUGAUUCGUUUCUCCGGCGUCGCUGCCGGCCGUGCGUGCACAGUGGUUCUUCGCGGCUCGUCUGAGCAACUGCUUGACGAGGCGGACCGCAGUCUGCACGACGCUCUUGCCGUCCUGAGUCAAACUGUCAAGAACCCGAGGACCACCCUUGGUGGCGGUUGUGCAGAGAUGCUCAUGGCAAAGGCUGUGGACCAAGCUUCACAAAAUGUUGCCGGCAAGAAAGCAUUAGCAGUGGAUGCAUUCGCUAAAGCUCUGAGGCAGCUGCCCACGAUUCUCGCCGACAACGCCGGUUUAGACUCAGCAGACCUUGUAGCUCGUCUACGUAAAGCCGUCUACUCGGGCAUGUCAUCAUCCGGCCUAGAUCUCAUGAGCCCUGGCGGUGGCAUUGCCGACAUGCGACAGCUGGGUGUGAUCGAAAGCUACAAAUUGAAGAGGGCCGUGGUGAACAGCGCGAGCGAGGCGGCGGAGCUACUGCUUCGCGUGGACAACAUCAUCCGCGCAGCCCCCAGGAAACGAGAGCGGAUGUAG
Dissoconium aciculare CBS 342.82 is the source of this 1566-nucleotide messenger RNA. Its product is annotated as t-complex protein 1 subunit beta. The record is from RefSeq and is a predicted model, not a curated record. The transcript has 4 exons. Gene Ontology annotation, biological process: protein folding. Lineage: Eukaryota; Fungi; Ascomycota; Dothideomycetes; Mycosphaerellales; Dissoconiaceae. Gene Ontology annotation, molecular function: ATP-dependent protein folding chaperone; ATP binding; ATP hydrolysis activity. Gene Ontology annotation, cellular component: cytosol; chaperonin-containing T-complex. Bases 1 to 1566 code for a protein of 521 amino acids.